Messenger RNA from Odontomachus brunneus, 2331 nucleotides. RefSeq lists its product as uncharacterized. Gene Ontology annotation, molecular function: zinc ion binding; nucleic acid binding. The transcript is spliced from 4 exons. Lineage: Eukaryota; Metazoa; Arthropoda; Insecta; Hymenoptera; Formicidae. Bases 1 to 2331 code for a protein of 776 amino acids. The record is from RefSeq and is a predicted model, not a curated record.
AUGGACUGUACAGAGGACAAAAACGACCGGGAUAUGAUCACUGAACUAGUCAGGGCGAGGAGUAGCAUCAGAAGGCAACUGGGCAAGGAAGCCAUUAGGCAAAGAGGGAAUGAAAAAGGAUGCGAGGAAACCACCACAGGAAGGAAUGGUGUGGCUCCAAAAACUAAAAAAGGACCAAGAAUAACCUUGAACAUUCAGCUGAUCCCUCCCUACCAGCCGGAAGAAUUUCCUCCUCUCGCACGAAUCCCGGAAGGAAAGAAAUCACAGGGAAGGGAAGAGGAAGAAACCAGAAGAGAAGACAAAGCAUGGACAAAUGUCAAAAAAGGAUCUAGAGGAGAAAAAGGAAAGACGAUGUCGAUGAAAAUGAAGAAAGAGCCAGAAGCAAACAAGGGCAAAGAUGGAAAAACGGGGGUCCAAGACAACAGGAUUGCGACCCCAGGCGGACACAGAGAAAGCAGAACCGCCGGAACUGUGCCUAGGCGACGUGUUCCAAAAACAGCCGGCACAGAGAAUAAUGUCUCAUACAGCGAUGCACUGAAAACGGCGCGGGAAAAGAUAUCCCUAACGGAACUAGGAAUCGACCAGACUAAAAUCCGCAGGGCAAUAAACGGUGGACUCCUGGUAAAAAUCGGGGGAACAGAAGGACCCACCAAAGCAGAGGUACUGGCGGCGAAACUUCGAGAAGUCCUCGGCCCGGACGCGGUGGUCGCCAGACCAGUUAUUAAAGGCGAUCUCCGCCUGAUCGGCCUGGACGACUCGAUCACAACUGAGGAAGUGCGAUGCGUACCGGCGGAGCUGGGAGGAUGUGCUCCAAAAGAAAUUAAGAAGGGCCCCAUCAGGGAAUCCUAUAACGGACUUGGCACCAUAUGGGCUCAGGGCUCACUGUCCGCAGUUGCUCGCGUUUCAGCCAUGGGAAAGAUCAAGAUUGGAUGGACCAUUGCUCGGGUCGAGCCAUUAAAACCUAGGCCCCUGCAAUGUUUCAAAUGCUGGAAGCUGGAACAUGUCAAGAAUAACUGCAAAUCGACCGAAGACCGUAGCAAACUAUGCUACAGGUGCGGACAGGCGGGUCACAACGCUCGCAGCAGCUCAGCCAAACCGAGCUGCGCAGUAUGCACCAAAAAUGGCAAGGAGGGUAAUCACCAGCUAGGCACGGCGCAAUGCCGGGCCAGUAAACCCAAAGAGAGAAAGAGUUGGACCUCCUACAACCUCAUGGUCCACCAGGCGAUGGAAAUGGGGGUAGGCAUAUGUCUGAUUUCGGAACCCCCGAGGGCCCAGGAUUCUCAGCAACGAUUCAGUAGUCGCGAUGGACUGGCAUCAAUCCUGUGUAUACCGGAUCAAAUACCAGAGGGCAGGACCUGCUCCCUUGUUAAACAGGGACGCGGUACUGUCACCAUUCAGAUUGGAGAAUUGUGGGUGACCUCCUGCUACCUGUCACACAACGCUACCCGGGCCGAAUCUCUAGUGUUCUUCGACGAACUAGAGGAAAUUGCCGCGGGGCUGGACCUGCGUAUAUUAAAUGAUGGCGAACUGCCCACAUACGUGCAUCUGCGGGGCUCAUCCACAGUGGAUCUCACAUGGGUGACCCCGGAUGUCCUAAAAGCGACCCUUGGAUGGACAGUGGCAGACCUGAAAACACUGUCUGACCAUAAGUACAUUACAUUCCGAUUUAGAAUGGAUAGGUCCCAGGCAAUCGCGGGCGCGAGAGCUCGGAGGUUCCCAGGAUGGAACGUUAGAAAAUUUGACCCCGAAACCUUCUCUGCAGCCCUAGAGUGGAGCGGGCGUGAGGGACCGCCCGAGGCCGAGUCGCCGGAGGUCUACGCAAAAUGGCUCCAGGAAAGGCUGCAGGAGGCCUGCGAUUUGGCGGCCACUAGAACUCGCAAGUGCUUCGCAAAACACCAAGUAUACUGGUGGAACGCCGCUAUAGAGGCGCUAAGGAGAGAAUGCGUCAACAAAAGGAGGUCGCUGAUCAGGCUAAACAGAAGAUCGACCAGACACAAGAAACGGGCAGGAAGCCCGGGACGAGCCGGUCAACACCAGCCCUCACCAUCCCGAAAUCCGCGCCGAGAACCCGAUGAACUAACAUCAAGGCUGGCCGAAGAAGCUUACAAAGAAGCCAAGCGGAAUCUCCACAAAGAAAUAGCCAGAGCCAAAACCGAAGCCUGGCAUGAGCUGAUUAAUUCAAUCGAAGCGGACUCUUGGGGACUGCCCUAUCGACUGGUCCUCAAGAAACUCAAAGGAGCGUCCUCCGCUGUCACGGAGACACUAAAGGCGGACGCCCUUGAGACAGUACUGAACGGACUAUUCCCGAGUGGCGAAACACACGAGCCGUAG